Molecule: messenger RNA, 588 nt
Organism: Nannospalax galili (Upper Galilee mountains blind mole rat)
Lineage: Eukaryota; Metazoa; Chordata; Mammalia; Rodentia; Spalacidae
Gene: Spink8
Product: serine peptidase inhibitor, Kazal type 8 (putative)
Exons: 6
Coding region: 85-405 (106 amino acids)
Molecular function (GO): protein binding
Source: RefSeq, a predicted model, not a curated record
UAUCUCGUUCUCAAACUAAAAACUAUCUGCACUCAGCCAGUUUCUCAGAGCAGCUGCUGGAGUCACUGCAGCUUUUCUGUCACCAUGAAGGUCACCAUCUCAGCUGCUGUCCUUGUACUAGCCAUCUCCAUGUGGACUUCCUUUGCAACUGAUUUCCCUCUUCCUAUGGGCUCAGAAGCAACAAGGGCCCUCCAAGAUGAGACAAAGGCCUUAUGCACCAAGAAUAUAAAGCAGUGCUGGAUGCUUUCCUACUUCAAGCCCAGUGAGCCUAUAUGUGGCAGUGACCAAGUUACCUACAGUGGUGAGUGCCAUCUCUGCUCCAAAAUUCUAUAUGAAGGUAUUACAAUAACUAAACUGCAUGAUGGACCAUGUAAAAACUCCUGGGAUGACCAUGAAGAAUCAUAAAAGUUACUGAAUCCUCAGAUGGCCAAGUGAAGCACAAUGGUUGACUCUUCCAAGAUAACCACUUUAGAGGACUGGGGCUGUAGCUCAGCUCUUGUCUAGCAUGCAUAAGGCCCAAGGUACAAACUCCAAUGCUGGGGGGGUGGCAAAAAGAAGAUCCCUUUAGAAGAGAAUGCUGGUGCUAGA